Messenger RNA from Seriola dumerili (greater amberjack), 2523 nucleotides. RefSeq names its product DNA-binding protein SATB2-like. Gene Ontology annotation, molecular function: RNA polymerase II cis-regulatory region sequence-specific DNA binding; DNA-binding transcription factor activity, RNA polymerase II-specific. The record is from RefSeq and is a predicted model, not a curated record. Gene Ontology annotation, biological process: chromatin remodeling; regulation of transcription by RNA polymerase II. Lineage: Eukaryota; Metazoa; Chordata; Actinopteri; Carangiformes; Carangidae. The coding region runs from base 1 to 2490 and encodes 829 amino acids. The transcript is spliced from 12 exons.
AUGCAGCGGGGGGGAGCAGAGAACCCCGGCCUUCGGGACAGCGCCAGUCCAGAGGAGAGAGGGGAGAGCCCCACCUCCAGCUGCCCCCCGCCGUGCAAGUUGAGCCGCGUGGAUAUCAACGGCAGCCCAGCAAACCCACAGACCCGGCAGAACGGCACACAGCUGAGACCACUGGGAGGUCUGAUGAUCCCGGUCUACUGUGUGGUCGAGCAUGCAGACGUGGGCGUGGCUGGCGACUGUGAGGGGCGCGGCGACCGUCACGCUGAGUUUGUCUUGGUUCGGAAGGACGUCCUGUUCACACAGCUGGUGGAGACGGCACUGGUCGCCCUCGGUUACUCGCACACCUCCGCUGUACAGGCACGUGGCAUCAUCAAAGUGGGCCGCUGGAAGCCGAUGCCCAUCCACUACCUAACAGACGCACCAGAGGCAACAGUGGCUGACAUGCUGCUGGAUGUUUACCACAUGGUCACACUGCGGAUCCUGCUGCACAGCUUCGCUCGGCUGGAGGAGCUGCCAUCAGAGCAGUGGACCCACGCCACGGUGAGGAACGCCCUCAAAGAGCUGCUCAGAGAGACCAACCAGAGCGCUCUGGCCAAGGAGUGUCCUCUCUCCCAGAGUAUGAUCUCAGCAAUAGUGAACAGUUCCUACUACGCCAACGUCUCCACCUCAAAAUGCCAAGAGUUUGGACGCUGGUAUAAGAGGUACAAACGCAUCAAAGGUGAAUACAUUGAGAAGAUGUGGUCAGCACAGGAGAAAUCAGACAUAAAAGUGGAGAGGGAUUUGGACCUGAGCGUCAUCAGCCAGCGUCCUCCCUCUCUCUUACCCUCACCCACCCAUUUGGGCACCAUUGGUGGCUCUGGAGCUCUUCCCAUCAAGAGUGGCCUCGGGGACACCCAGACCCCCACCCAGCCUCACUGCCUGCCCCAUCCCGCAGGCCAGCACCACCCCAGUCCUCCACUGCGUCCCCAGGCCCCACCGCUCCUGGGCCACAGCGGUCUCCUGCCCCCCCAGCUCUCCCCUCAGCUCGUCCGUCAGCAGCUUGCCAUGGCCCACCUCAUCAACCAGCAGCUGGCCGUCAGCCGACUGUUCGCCCACCAGCACCCACAGGGAGUCAACCAGCAGUUCCUCAACCACCCGCCCAUCUCAAGGACCUGCAAGGGCUCCGGGGCCGCUACUGAGCCCGGCCUCAACUGCUCGGGGGCCGAAGUGUCCUCUGACAUUUACCAGCAGGUCAGGAACGAGCUGAAGAGGGCCAGCGUGUCCCAGGCAGUGUUUGCCCGCGUGGCUUUUAACCGCACGCAGGGCCUGCUGUCAGAGAUCCUUCGUAAGGAGGAGGAUCCUCGCUCUGCCUCUCAGUCGCUGCUGGUCAACCUGAAGGCCAUGCAGAACUUCCUCAACCUGCCAGAGGGCGAGCGAGACCGCAUCUACCAGGAGGAGAGAGAGAGGAGCACCAACACCAACCACAACCACACCACCAACCACAUCUCCAACGCCAACACGCACAGACACACACAGUGCGGCGUGUCGGGUGCAGAGCUGCCGCUGAAGCUGGACUCUCUGGUGAACAUCACGUCAGGGAUCUACGAGGAGAUCCAGCAGGAGAUGAAGAGGGCGAAGGUCUCCCAGGCUCUGUUCGCCAAGGUGGCCGCCAAUAAAAGUCAGGGUUGGCUGUGUGAGCUGCUCAGGUGGAAAGAGAGCCCGAGCCCUGAUAACCGCACACUGUGGGAAAACCUGUGCACCAUCAGGAGGUUCCUGGCUUUACCGCAGGCCGACCGAGACCAGGUCUAUGAAGACGAGUCGAGGCAGCAGCACAGCGACCGGGUCCACACCGUCCUCCACAUCCCAGAACAGCAGGCACUCCACAGACAGCCCCUGCCACCUCUGACAUCCCCAUCUCCGAUUCAUGAAGACCCACAGCCGGUUCCCCUGCUGGUGUUGCAUGCCUCAGAGGACGGGUCCCAGCGUGGGAUGAGCCCUGGCCCUGGAGGCGGAGGACCAAAGAAAGCCCGUUCACGGACACGGAUUUCCCUGGAGGCCCUGGGAAUCCUGCAGAGCUUCAUUGGCGACGUGGGCCUCUACCCCGACCAGGAGGCCAUCCACACCCUGUCAGCCCAGCUGGACCUGCCCAAACACACCAUUGUCAAGUUCUUCCAGAACCAGCGCUACAACGUCAAGCACCACAACCAGGCCAGAGACUCCGUCCCUGAGGAGGACGACAGGGAGAGCUCGAGUCCCAGCGAGGGAGGCAUCGGCACAGGGGAGAGCCGAGGGGAGGAGGGGCUCUCUGCAUGUGAGGAGUCAAGUGAGGAUGGGAGAGGAUCAGUGGAGGUGUUCAGAACAGAGGGAGGAGAGAAAGGAGAGGAAAGAGAGGUGGACAUGGAGGUAGAGAAGGAAGAGGUGGAUGAUGGGAAAGCCUCAGGGCCAGCAACUUCCUCUCUGUCCCCAUACAGCAGUCUGGACAGCCCCCACUCUGCGGAGCAGCAGAGAUAACAGCAGAGAAAGGAGACGGAGGAACCAGAGAGA